AACGUCACAACACCACACAAUACUUCCGGUGUAGAGUGCUGGCUGGAAAGAAUGGGGCGAGUGGUCUUAAGGUGCAUAGAAUGUAAUGAAAAGGCGACAGAGCUGCACAGAGAUUAUAGCAACGGCAUACUGAAGAUAACGUUAUGUGGGUCUUGUCAGAAGCCCGUGGACAAGUACAUAGAAUAUGAUCCAGUUAUCAUCCUGAUUGAUGCCAUCUUGUGCAAGACCCAGGCGUUCAGACACAUUUUAUUCAACACAAGCUUGGAUAUCCACUGGAAGCUGUGCGCCUUUUGCGUGCUGUGCGAGGCCUACCUCCGGUGGUCUUUGUUGCACAGUUCAGAGCCGAGCGGCCACCCUGCCGACAUCAUCAGGUAUGCCAAGGAAUGGGAAUUCUACGGCAUGGUGGCCUUAGCAUCACUGGAGCUGGCAGCAUUCUGCGGCGGCGUGCUGUGUCUCCUUUGGGCUGUGCCGGGUCGUCUCCAGGGCCACGAUGUGUGGCCUCUCCUGCGAGCGCUUCUGCUGUCCUGCUAUGGCAAGGUGCUCCUCGUGCCCGCCGUCAUUUGGGAGCACGACUUCUCGCCGCUCUGCCUGGGCCUCAUCAAGCUGUUUGUGCUCACCUCCAACAGCCAGGCCGUCCGAGUGAUCCUCAACUGCAGAAGGCGUCUGGCGCUGGUGGCUGUUGGCGCGGGCCUGCUGUCAGAGAUGUUGGUCGCUCGGGCCUGUCAGGCUGGCGGGGAGCAUCCAGGAGACGGAGGCCAUGUUUGAUCAAACACUUUAUAUAUUCAUCUCCGGGAUGAGGGACCGACGGGGAACCUGGGACUUGCAUCAAACUGAACUCAUGCUGGCACGGGAUGUUUUCAUUUGCACUUGUUUCCUUGGACUGAGAAGUUGACCUUCUUUGUACCACUAAACACAACAAAUAGCAACCUGGCCCAAUCGUCUAUUGUCGUCCAUUGUUGCCGUCUUUCGAGGCUCUUUUGGGACGAAUGGCUAUAGACAGACGUGACUUGACAAUGACCUUUGACAGCCAUACGGUGCCUCGCAUACAUCAAUCCAGCCAUCCCUUGUUUAUGGCGGCUAAUCGGUUCCACAUUCCACUGCCAUAAAAAGUGUCUAUGCUGUAACUACUAACCUGUUGAUGAUCUUUUAUAUCUGGGUUUUAUAGAGCCCUGCAGACAUGAAAUAACACAUUCACACUGCUAUACCCAAUAGAGUAGACAUAAUCAUAGAAAAUAAGCCAUCUUGGACAUGAAUGAGACAUUAGCAUUGACAGCAUACUUCCUAGGGUGGCACUUGCGGUCAUUGUUUACCUGGACUUGGCCAAAUGGGUUGGAACUGCAGCACUUUAUUUAAGGAGGGAGAGAUAGAUCUCUACAGCUUAGGAAGGAGGGGCAGCAGGUUAGGGUGGUCAAGGAUAGGAAUGGAAGUGUACUGACAGAUGCCAGGAGUGGGACGGGAAGAUGGAAAGAGUACAUUAAAGAGUUGAUGAAUGAGGAAAAGAAGAGAGAAGGAAGAGUAGAAGAGGUGUCUGCUGGCGACCAGGAAGUAGCAAAGAUUGGUAAACAGGAAAUGAGAAGAAGUCGUAAAUGGGAUUCUUUACAUUUUAUUCCCGUAAAUGUGACUUUUGUUGUUCAAAAUGUAUUUUAUUCUCAAAUUGCUGCUGUUAUGAAUGUGGCCCUUAUAUUCCAUCCUCCAUUGAGGACAGUUGAUGCUAGUAUGCUAAUGUAGGAAACAGCACCCUCUAGUGGUUCAGCCAAAGAAGGCUAGCUUUGCCUGAUGUGGUCAUGGUGGAAUUACAAGAUGCUAAAAAGUAGACAGAAGACGUACAAGUUGACCGACUAAAAAUGGGAUGUUGCAAACAGUAAUAAAAAGGUACAUGAACAGGAAAUAAAGAAGCAAUGCAUAAAAUGUCUGCUACGUGUUUAUGCGUGUCGCUGUAGGCCCGUGUGGAUUUGUAUUUGAUUUUUUUAGCGUCCUCAGCCAGCCUCCUCUUUCCUUUCCUUUUGUCCUUGUGACGGGAAACGAUCUAAAGGUGACGAGCGGUUAGGAAUGUGGCCUGUGACCAAAAGCAGCAGAUCCCUGAGAUGAAGGAUCGCCUGAUAGACACACCGCUAUGUUGGCGCAGGUCAAUAAUAGAAAUA
Doryrhamphus excisus (bluestripe pipefish) is the source of this 2141-nucleotide messenger RNA. RefSeq names its product ARV1 fatty acid homeostasis modulator (gene arv1). Gene Ontology annotation, biological process: sphingolipid metabolic process; intracellular sterol transport; regulation of plasma membrane sterol distribution. NCBI's taxonomy places the organism in Eukaryota, Metazoa, Chordata, Actinopteri, Syngnathiformes, Syngnathidae. The record is from RefSeq and is a predicted model, not a curated record. Gene Ontology annotation, cellular component: cortical endoplasmic reticulum; Golgi apparatus.